This is a messenger RNA of Hymenoscyphus albidus, 1717 nucleotides long. NCBI's taxonomy places the organism in Eukaryota, Fungi, Ascomycota, Leotiomycetes, Helotiales, Helotiaceae. The record is from the annotation of a GenBank genome assembly.
AUGGGAUUGGGUAUAUUGAACAAUAUCAAGUACCCAACUCCUCCGGGCACUGUCACCCUUAAAGAAGAAGUCAACUCAUCAAAGUUGGAGGAUUAUAAUUAUGAAGAGCCAAAGAAGAUAGGUGACAUCGUUCUCAACCCACAGCCUACAGAUUCCAAAAAUGUAUUGCAGCCCUUGAUCGUCACAAGAAGAAAGUCCAAACUAAUGUAAACAGGAUCCUCUCAACUGGUCACAGACAACCAAAAUCUGUAUACUGCUGAUCCUUUCUCUAAAUGCUGGUGUUACUGCUUCGUAAGUUAGUCAUGGCUCUUUCCUGAAAUUCAUAGCUAACCGACUUUAGUCUUGGUCCUAUGAUUACCACCGGCUUCGACGAGAUAGGCGCAGCAUUUCAUGUCAAUGCUGACCAGAUAUCUUUCAGCCUUGUUGGUGUCUUGCAACUUACAACGGGAUGUGGAAUUUUCUUUACCGCUGCAGCUGCAGCGGUAUGGGGCAAACGACCGGUCUUCUUUCUGUCGAGUCUCGUUUUGCUGGGAACAAGCGCUUGGGGAUUUUUCGCGGGCGUAGGUGGUGGUAUAGUAUACUCGUAGAGAACUACACUAACUCACAAUAGAGCCACUUUUCUCUGUCGAUGAUGAGAAUGAUUCAAGGGUUCGCAUCAGCACCUCUAGAUACACUCGUAUCUGCGACAGUUGCAGAGCUCUUUUUCAUCCAUGAGAAAGGCACGAUGCUAAGUAUCGCGAACCUCUUCGUAUUGGCAGGUUCCAAACUCGGUCAAUUCAUUGCCAGUUUUAUCAUCCAGAACCUCGGAUUCAAAUACACCUUCGGCAUAUGUGCCCUCAUCUACGCCAUGGUCGUCCCUCUCAUGUAUUUCUUUGUCCCCGAAACCUUUUACCGCGCCAGAGAGGACGAGACACAGCUCAUCUUCGACAAAUCCUCCCUCAGCUUAUACGAGAUCGUCCUUCCAGAGAUGAAACACACAUACUCACAACGUCUUCGAAUAUUCCAAGGCCGUGUAUCUGAUGCCUCCUUCUGCCGCAUGGCCUUCAAACCGAUUCCUCUCGCCACUUUCCCAGCUGUGCUUUAUGCAGCACUUACAUUUUCCGUUUAUGCAGCCGGCCUCACUCUCAUCGCUCUCCUCCAAGAUAACGUCUUCUCCGCACCACCCUACAAACUCUCCUCCUCUUCCAUCGGUCUUCUAAACCUCCCCCUUUUCGCCGUUGGUCUCGUCACUGGUCUUGUAGCCGGAUGGUGCGCCGACUUCGUAGUCCACUUUCUGACAAGCCAAAACAACGGUGUUUACGAGCCUGAAUUUCGCUUAGUCCUUAUGCUCAUCGCCGCCGUCGGAUCAAGCGUCGGCUACGUCGGAUUCGGAUACUCCGUCGCUGCCGGUGCCAAUAUCCUCAUUCCCACUGCCUUUCUUGGUCUUCAGACAGCCGCGGUGCCAUUUGCUACAAGUGCCAUGUUUACAUAUGUCAUGGAUUGCCACUCUGGACAUGCGGGACAGGCUUUCGUCACGAUGAAUUUCACCAAGGCCGUGGUGGGAUUUGCCAUGUCGAAGUUUGUCAACGGGUGGUAUCACACUAGUGGCGCGAAAAGUGUUUUUACGAUUGUUGCGAUUGUCCACUUGGCGAUCUCAGCAUUGAGUCUUCCCUUGUAUAUUUUCGGAAAGAGGAUGAGGAGUUAUAUUGCGCGAAGCGAUUUCCAUCUGGGAAUCUAA